Messenger RNA from Aaosphaeria arxii CBS 175.79, 1134 nucleotides. RefSeq lists its product as uncharacterized. Gene Ontology annotation, molecular function: phosphatase activity; inositol diphosphate tetrakisphosphate diphosphatase activity. Lineage: Eukaryota; Fungi; Ascomycota; Dothideomycetes; Pleosporales. Gene Ontology annotation, cellular component: cytoplasm. The transcript is spliced from 5 exons. The record is from RefSeq and is a predicted model, not a curated record. Bases 1 to 741 code for a protein of 246 amino acids. Gene Ontology annotation, biological process: protein dephosphorylation.
AUGGAGAGAUUAGAAGACAUGAGAAAGUAUAUUAUGUCACUCGGCCUGACUGAUUCGAGUGGACACCAACUCACCGAGCAUGUUGCGCACACGGUACAUGAGGAUGUUCCGAGUGAUGACGAGCCAUCCACAGAAGUCAUCCCAUUUGAUCCGAAGAUUCCCGCUCGACUCCAGCCAACCCUCCCACCAAUCAACUUUGGAGCAGUUGUCAAGAACAACAUAUACCGGAGUGGAUAUCCGAGUGCUGAGAAUUUUGGUUUCUUGAAGAGCUUGAAACUGAAAACAAUAUUAACUCUUGUGCCCGAGCCAAUUCCUGAAGGCUAUCGCACUUUUAUGACUAGCCAUGGAAUUCAGCAUUUCCACGUGCACAUUCCUGCCAACAAGGGCAAAGUCCGAAUCGCCGCAUGCGAGAUGACGAGGGCGUUAGAAAUCGUCCUCGAUCGCUCCAACCACCCGCUCCUGAUUCAUUGCAAUAAAGGCAAGCAUCGAACUGGCUGUGUCGUAGGGUGUUUCAGAAGAGUCGAGGGCGAAGAGUUCGGACCCAUCUUUGACGAGUACCACACAUACGCCAAUCCGAAGGCGAGGUUACUCGAUGAGGCAUUUAUCGAGCUCUUUGACGAGCACACCGUCAUGUGGAUGGCGAGGCGGUACAAUUGGGUGCAGCCCGUUGCCGCGGAGCCGUUGCCACCAUCACCACCGUCACCAGUGCCCACCCUCAGCGUCGCAAAACCGAGGGCUUGAGUACCGUGUAAUACGAAGCAUGAAUACAUUUCACCUGUUUGGAGAAGGCGUUUAUCGGAUCGGAUCGGACCGGAUUGAAUCGAAUCGAAUCAACUGGGUAGAGAGUUGUGGGAGCGUCACACCCCACCUUGCAUUUAUUUGGCGUACAAGAGUACCGUUCAGCGGCCUCAAAAGGGAAAUACUAAGUCAUCGGCGUUUCGAAGCAGAACAUUGCUUCAAUCUCGUUCCAACAAGCAAGCCAUGCAAGAGAUCGAGAAGAAGAAAAUUCCGACUCUUAUCUCUCAACAUCGAGAGCAUAUUCCCCAGGCACGCUUUUGCAUAGCAUCAUUGUUUCAUUGGGCUGGACCGCAAAAAGGGCGCGCUUCCUUUUGUAUUUUCCUUAGUGUAUUUCUG